Messenger RNA from Symbiodinium necroappetens, 735 nucleotides. NCBI's taxonomy places the organism in Eukaryota, Dinophyceae, Suessiales, Symbiodiniaceae. The record is from the annotation of a GenBank genome assembly.
AUGGAGUGUGGCCGUGGUAUUCCAGCUGCCAGGGUGAAGGCUGACUUUGUGCCGCCUUGCACUGCGCCAACACCGACGGCGCCGUCGCCUAUGCCGUCACCGCAGAUCCCAAGCUUGGAGAUGAUGAGGCCGGAUGCACAGAGUGCAGACGUCGUGGUGCCGUUGCCUGUGUCUUUGGACCAGAUUUACCGUGGAGCUACGAGACGUGUGCGUGUACAAGCUGGGCAGCUGAAAAGAGUUGCGAAGAAACUCUGGCAGGAUGUUUUCGAUGUGAAGAUUCCUUGUGGUGCUCCAGACGGUCACCGAGUAACUUUCAAGGACAAGGUCUGCGGAGGAGGGGACGUCGUCUUCGUUCUUCAGGAGAUGGAGCAGAAGACCUGGCAUCGCCAGGGAUGCAACUUGUUCAUCCAGCAGAGUAUCAGCUUGAGAGAGGCGCUCUUGGGCUGCGAGCUGGUGAUCGAGCAUCUCGAUGGGCGUAGGCUACUUGUUCGCUCCAAGCCCGGGGCAAUUCUGGCGCCCAAGUGCAAUGGAGAGGCUCCCUGGAGCCGCUUCGAUGACUCGGACGCCUUCCCUGGCCAGGAUGCAGGCACAGCCAAGACGGGUGACAUCGAGUCCUGCAAGGAAAUCUGCCGACGGCACGGCUGGGCCGGCUUCACUUACUGGGAAGACAAAGCUUACUUCCGCGCGCAGGACCGGUCGAUGCUGCUGAAGCACAGGAGGGCGCACAGCUCCUAA